AUGAGUUUUAAUCAAAUUGGUGGUUCAAUUCCAACAUCUUUGGGUGGUCUCAUAAACCUUAACGAACUUUAUCUCGGUCAAAAUAACCUUACUGGCACCAUUCCAAAAGAGAUAGGAAACCUAAAAUCUCUGGUGAAACUAGACUUGAGCACCAAUCAACUCAGUGGUUCGAUUCCUGCAAUAUUGGGGAAUUUUACCAAUCUUACCACUCUCCAUCUCUUUAAAAAUAACCUCAAUGGCAUCAUUCCAAAACAGAUAGGGAACCUAAAAUCUUUGGUGGAACUUGACCUGAGCGACAAUCAACUCAGUGGUUCAAUUCCUGCAACAUUAGGGAAUUUUACAAACCUUGCCACUCUCUAUCUCUUUCAAAAUAACCUCACUGGCAUCAUUCCAAAAGACUUAGGAAAGCUAAAAUCUUUGUUGCGUCUGGAGUUGAGCAUCAAUCAGCUCAGUGGUUCAAUUCCUGCAACAUUAGGCAAUUUGACCAUCCUUACCACUCUCAAACUUUUUGAAAAUAAUAUUUCCGGAACCAUUCCAAAAAAGUUAGGGAAUUUGAAAUCUUUGGUGGUACUAGACAUGAGAACCAAUCAACUUAACGGUUCAAUUCCAGCAACAUUAGAUGAUUUGACCAACCUUACCACUCUAUAUCUUAAUGAAAACAAUCUUUCUGGAACCAUUCCAAAAGAGUUAGGAAACCUAAAAUCUUUGCUGGAGCUGGAGUUGAGCACUAACCAACUCAGUGGUUCAAUUCCUGCAACAUUAGGGGAUUUGACUGACCUUACCACUCUCCAUCUCUUUAAAAAUAUUCUUUCUGGAACCAUUCCAAAAGACUUAGGGAACCUAAAAUCUUUGUUGGAUUUAGAGUUGAGCACCAAUAAACUCAGUGGUUCAAUUCCUGCAACAUUAGGGGAUUUGACCAACCUUACCACUCUCUAUCUUUUUGAAAAUAAUAUUUCCGGAACUAUUCCGAAAGAGCUAGGGAUUCUAAAAUCAUUGUUGCAUCUAGACUUGAGCACAAAUCAACUCAGUGGUUCAAUUCCUGCAACAUUAGGGGAUUUGACCAACCUUACCACUCUUUCUCUUGCUAAAAAUAAUCUUUCUGGAUCCAUUCCAAAAGAAUUAGGGAACCUAAAAUCUUUGUUGGAUUUAGAGUUGAGCACCAAUAAACUCAAUGGUUCAAUUCCUGCAACAUUAGGGGAUUUGACCAACCUUACCACUCUCUAUCUUCAUAAAAAUAAUCUUUCUGGGACUAUUCCAAAAGAGUUAGGGCACCUAAAAUCUUUGUUGGAUCUGGAGUUGAACAACAAUCAACUCAGAGGUUCAAUUCCAGCAACAUUAAGUGGUCUUAUCAAUCUUUCCACUCUUUCUCUUCAUAUGAAUAACCUCUCUGGCACAAUUCCGAAAGAGUUAGAAAACCUGAGAUCACUAGUGGAUCUAGAAUUGGGCGGAAAUCAACUCAAUAGUUCUAUUCCCACUUCAUUGAGUGACUUGCCUAACUUGAAAUUCUUAUACCUAGGAGACAAUCAACAUUCUGGUUCCAUCCCUCAAGAGCUUGGAAGUAUCUCAAAAUUGACACAUGUGACUUUAGGAAAUAACCAAUUUUCAGGUUAUUUGCCACAAAACAUUUGCCAAGGUGGGUCACUCGCACGCUUUUCUGGAGAAAAUAAUAAUCUAAGUGGUCCAAUCCCCAUAAGCUUGAAAUCUUGCACCAGCUUAGUCAGAGUUCGCCUCGAAGGGAACCAAUUGAUAGGAAACAUAUCUGAAGAUUUUGGUGUUUAUCCGAUUCUCGAUUUUAUAGAUUUACGUGACAAUCAACUAUAUGGUGAAAUCUCACCAAAUUGGGGAUUAUGCGCAAAUUUAACAAGUCUGCGAAUCGCGGGAAACAAACUUACUGGUUCUAUCCCAGUUGAGAUUGGAAACGCAACCCAUAUUCAAUUGUUGGAUCUUUCAUCAAAUAGUUUGAUAGGGAUGAUUCCAAAGGAGCUCGGGAAAUUGACUUCAAUGUCAAAGCUGAUGUUACAUGGCAAUCAACUGUCAGGUCGUAUCCCUUUACAGUUGGAAUCAUUGAUUGAUCUAGAAUAUCUUGAUCUCUCAACAAAUAAACUCAAUGGUUCGAUUCCAAUCUUUAUAGGUGACUUUCGCAAGUUAUACUACUUGAAUUUGAGCUAUAACAAGUUUAGUCGAGCAAUUCCAUUUCAGCUCGGGAAGUUAUUUAACUUAGAUGUGCUAGAUUUAAGUCAUAACUCACUUGAAGGUAAGAUCCCAUCAGAAAUGAGCAACAUGAAGAGUUUGCAGAUACUUAAUAUAUCCCACAACAAUCUUAAUGGUUUCAUCCCAACAAACAUGGAAGAGAUGCAUGGGCUAACAAACGUUGAUAUAUCCUAUAAUCACUUGGAAGGUCCACUUCCGAACAUUAAAGCAUUUCAAGCUGCUCCUCGAGAAGCACUGCAAGGCAACAUGGGAUUGUGCGGUAACUCAAGUUUUUUGCGACUUUGCAAUACUGAAAGCCCAAACAAGAGUCAUAAACUUGUAUCUCUGAUAAUCUUCCUUAUCCCCGGAGUACUUGUGCUUAUGGCCUUUAUUUUUGCAUUGUUAGCUCUAAAGAAAAAGAAACACAAGCAUGUAGAAGAAAGAAACAGGGAUGACGAAGUCUCUUUUGCUGUGUUGAGUUUUAAUGGAAAACUGAUGUAUGAUGAAAUUAUCAGGGCUACAAAUGAUUUUGAUUCCCAGUACUGCAUCGGAGAAGGAGGAUAUGGAAGCAUCUACCGAGCAAAUCUAUCAACUGGUGACAUAGUAGCUGUGAAGCAACUCCAUUUGCCAUGUGAUAACGACAAGAAUUUGCAAAAGGUAUUCUUGAAUGAAAUCAGGGCUCUAACUGAGAUGCGACACCGAAAUAUUGUUCAGCUUUAUGGUUUCUGUUCACAUAGGCGACACUCAUUUUUGGUGUUUGAGUAUUAUGAAAAGGGUAGUUUGGCCGCAGUGUUGGGUAAAGAUGAGGAAGCUCAAGAACUAGGGUGGAGUAAAAGGGUGAAUAUUGUUAAAGGUGUAGCUCAUGCCUUGUGUUACAUGCACUAUGAUUGCUUGCCAUCCAUUAUACAUCGAGACAUAUCAAGCAAGAACGUUUUGUUGGAUGCAGAGUAUGGGGCAUGCGUUUCAGACUUUGGCACUGCUAAGUUCUUAAACCCAGACUCAACUAAUUGGACUGUUAUUGCAGGCACAUAUGGAUAUGUUGCACCAGAGCUUGCUUAUACAAUGGUGGUAAAUGAGAAGUGUGAUGUAUAUAGCUUUGGAGUGUUGACAUUGGAAAUAAUUAUGGGAAGACAUCCAGGAGAUUUUAUGUCAUCUCUAUCAUCUGGAUCAUCCUCAUCAACUACAUUACCAGCCCUUGAAAUGCGUAUUGUGAAUGUUUUGGACCAACGUAUAUCCCCUCCCACUCAUCAAGUUAUAGGAGAAGUGUUGUCUAUUGUGAAGAUGGCAAUUUCAUGCAUGAACUCUAAUCCUCAAUCUCGUCCAACAAUGAAACAAGUUUCUCAACAAUUGGAAAAUCAAAGGCUGCUUUUGUCGAAGUCACUACAUAUGAUUACAUGUGGUGAAUUGCUUUCUCUCAAUGGUUCACCUAUAUGA
Molecule: messenger RNA, 3624 nt
Organism: Argentina anserina (silverweed cinquefoil)
Lineage: Eukaryota; Viridiplantae; Streptophyta; Magnoliopsida; Rosales; Rosaceae
Product: probable leucine-rich repeat receptor-like protein kinase At1g35710
Exons: 2
Coding region: 1-3624 (1207 amino acids)
Biological process (GO): protein phosphorylation
Molecular function (GO): protein kinase activity; protein binding; ATP binding
Source: RefSeq, a predicted model, not a curated record